Pogonomyrmex barbatus (red harvester ant) is the source of this 1512-nucleotide messenger RNA. It is a transcript of the gene MRG15, whose product is annotated as mortality factor 4-like. Gene Ontology annotation, cellular component: NuA4 histone acetyltransferase complex; nucleus. Gene Ontology annotation, biological process: regulation of DNA-templated transcription; chromatin organization. Lineage: Eukaryota; Metazoa; Arthropoda; Insecta; Hymenoptera; Formicidae. The record is from RefSeq and is a predicted model, not a curated record.
CUAUUUCGUCAGCUAACUCAAUGCAUGAAAUGUAAUUGACAUAUUAGGAGCGUUUGAUAGAUUAAAAUGAUUGUUUAAAAAUGUUGUAGAAGAGUUGUGUCUGCUAUAAUUUUGUCUAAUUUAUUGUACGAUUGACGAAAAAAAGUAAUUCAAAUAAGUGUUAUACGAGAGAUACGAGAAUGCCACCAAAAUGUAAAUUUCAGGAAGGAGAAAAAGUAUUGUGCUUUCAUGGGCCAUUGAUAUACGAAGCCAAGUGUUUGAAGUUCAAUAUUACUAAGGAAAAACAAGUGAAAUAUUUAAUUCACUAUGCUGGCUGGAACAAGAAUUGGGAUGAAUGGGUUCCGGAAAGCAGAGUGCUCAAAUACAAUGAGGCAAAUGUACAAAAACAAAGAGAGGUUCAAAGAGCACAUUCGAAUCAGCAAUCUGCUCAAAAGAACAAAAAAGGAAAUACAACAACUAAAACACAAGGAAGAAGAAGUGAAGGGGGUAGAGAAAAAGAUGCAGAUAGUAGAUCGAGCACUCCUGUUGCUGACAAGAGUAUGAGUCGUUUUAACAAAAGUAAUACAGUGACUCCUUCAUCUUCUCACGAAUCUGUGUCUGAACCUACGCGAAAAAAACGAAGUCGAAUAGAACCAUCUGGAGAUACCGAAGAAUAUCUCACGAAAAUAGAAGUUAAAAUCAAAUUGCCUGAAGAAUUGAAGUUUGUGCUGAUAGAUGAAUCUGAAGUAAUACUAAAACAUCAUAAGUUACCUGCAUUGCCUGUACAAAAUACAGUUGAUAAAAUUUUAGAUGAUUAUGUAGAGGCAAAAUCAUCUGGGAAAUCUAAUGAUGUUAGGGAAGGUACGUUGGAAAUAACGAAAGGCAUUCGGGAAUAUUUUAAUAUGACAUUAGGUCUUCAAUUGCUCUAUAAAUGGGAACGACCACAAUUUAUACAGAUAAUGAAUGACAAUCCGGAAACAUUGCCAAGUCAAUUGUAUGGAGCAUUCCACCUGCUCAGACUAUUUGUGCGACUUGGCAAUAUGUUGUCUUAUACACCUCUGGAUGAAAAAAGCAUACAGUUGUUGCUGUCGCAUUUUCAUGAUUUUUUGCAAUAUUUGCAAAAAAAUAAUACCGAACUCUUCAAUCUUCAACAAGAUUACACAGAUCCAUCACCGGAUUAUCAUCGGAAAUAUGGCUAAAGUCGUUAGUAAAGUUCUUUUGCAAAAUCACUUGUAGUGAACAAAUGAACAACUUGUAUUGCUAUGAAGAAUAUUUUUUUUGACAGUCUCGUCAAGUACGAGAGGCGACGUUAUAUUUAGACCCAUUUAUACCAUACUACACUGCCAUAUAAUGCAUAAUUUUAAAUCUUAAAAAGUUUAAUUUAGCUAUAAUUUUUUAUAAUGUAAUGAUUGCGAAAGAAAAAUUUAGAUAAUCAAAAAUUAUUUACGAUGAAUUGCAUGCAUUUUCACAUACGUGAUACUAGGUUUUAGAUAUCAGAUAUGGGACUAAUAAACUAGAUUUAUUUCAGAUUUU